Messenger RNA from Fraxinus pennsylvanica, 549 nucleotides. NCBI's taxonomy places the organism in Eukaryota, Viridiplantae, Streptophyta, Magnoliopsida, Lamiales, Oleaceae. The record is from the annotation of a GenBank genome assembly.
AUGGAUCCACUUUAUGGAUGGAGUUCUCUUACUUCUUCUUCAUCAUAUUCCUCCUCCUCUGAAUCUUCUUUGUCUCCCAGAAAUGCAGAGACAACAAAAGGACCGUGGAGUGCGGAGGAAGACCAGAUCCUCACCCGGAUGGUGGAGCAAUACGGGGCCCAAAACUGGUCCUUGAUCAGCAAGUACAUAAAGGGUCGGUCAGGGAAAUCUUGUAGGCUGAGGUGGUGCAACCAGCUCAGCCCGACGGUGGAGCACCGCCCAUUUUCCGCGGCGGAGGAUGAGACCAUCUUGGCGGCGCAUGCACAGUACGGCAAUAGAUGGGCCACCAUUGCUCGGUUGCUCACCGGGCGUACGGAUAAUGCGGUGAAGAACCGCUGGAACUCGACUUUGAAAAGAAAAUACCAGCACAAACAAGUACUUGAAAAAUCAACUGAUGGUACAAAAAAUGUAGCUUCUGGGUCUAGAAUGUGUCCUGUGAGUAAUGAUUUUGAUGAAGAAUAUGAUCCGAUGACGUCAUUAUCCUUGGCACUGCCGGGGGUUGGGCGGUGA